AUGAAUGCCAAACCAAAAUUUGAACAAUUAUCUACUAAAUAUCCAAAUACAAAUUUUGUCAGUGUCGAUGUUGAUCAAUCGCAAGAUAUUGCCUCUCAAUACUCAGUUUCUUCUCUUCCAACAUUCCUCUUCUUCAAGGCAGGAUCAAAGUUAGGACAAAUUGUAGGAGCUGAUAUGGAUAAAGUGGAGGAUAUGAUUAAGAAACAUGGAACUAAUACAUCACCAGGAGCUUUCCCUUCGGGUGGAGGAAGAGUUUUGGGAUCAUCUGCAUCAUCUUCAACAACCUAUAAUAAUUUGCAAGCUUCUGGAGGUAGAGGUGGAUUAUCGGAUUUGUUUGAUCCUCUUGUUAGACAAGCUAAUGGAAUUCCUGUGGAACAACGUCCAUUAUACUUUUUAGGAUUUUUGAUUCUUGCUUACUUUGUCAUUAAGAGUAUUUUGAAAAUGUUGUUUUAG
Messenger RNA from Naegleria gruberi, 453 nucleotides. RefSeq lists its product as uncharacterized. Bases 1 to 453 code for a protein of 150 amino acids. NCBI's taxonomy places the organism in Eukaryota, Heterolobosea, Eutetramitea, Acrasida, Naegleriidae. The record is from RefSeq and is a predicted model, not a curated record. The transcript has a single exon.